GCGAGCCAUGGCAACUGCCAACGGCAGCGGCGGCUACGCUAGUGUGAAGCGUCCAGAACUACAGGCACUGAGCUUGGCGGAACGCAUAAGCUUCUUCUACUGCUCGUCCGUGCAAGACUUUAUGGGGGUAGCAAUCAACCCUUCCGAGUUUCUCGUCGCCCCAGACGAUGUGCCGUACUACCUUCAACUUCUCGAAAGCCCCGAUCGCGAGCAAUGGCUCAAGGCCGAAGCCGUCCUUAUUCCGUUUGCACAGGGAAGGGCCGUUCCCGAUGCAAACCAGCAUCGCCUUCUGGUCGACUUUGACAAGGCAUGUGUCCACAACAAACACCUCGUGGACGCUGGCGCGUUGCCUACCUACACGCAGCACCUCCUCCGCGCAAUGACGUCUCUGAAAGGGCUCAACUUUCAGUAUAUGGAACUUGAGAUGGUGGAGCGUCUGCUGGGCCAGCUCAACCGCGCGAUUACCAUGCUGUACUUGGUUGUGACGUUGAGCCCUCACGCGUCUCGACCAGCCAUGCAGCGAUCGUUGGUCGACAUCGGUCUCUUUCCCCCGCACCAGCUUCUCGUGGACAUUUUCGACUGUUUGCAAGUCCAUCAUGCGAUUCCUGGGUUUCCCAUCAAGCGACUCAUGUUGCUCGUGUACGUGUGGAUCACGACCAUUCUCGGAGACUUGAACGAACUGGACCGCCUCAAGGCAGCCCGCCGUCAACAUCACCACCUGGCGGUAGACGACAGCUCAAAAUGGACAUGCAAGAGCCUCAAGAAACCGGCGACAGUGCCCCUGGGCGACCCUGCCACGGACCCAUUGUACCCAACACGAGUGAAAACCCAAGCCGCGCGGGAUGCCAUCCAUGCCAAGUACCUCCAUCGCCCCCACGCAGACCUUUCGCCAGUCCCCCCCGCGUCAGUGGAUGCACUCAGCAGUGAUGACGUGGCGCCACUAAGUGAUGACCAAGCGUGGGGGGCCAGGGUCGAAUUGCUGUACAAACUGGUGCUCGUGCCCAAAUGGAAGGAGUACACGGGGCUGCUGGGUGCAAUCAUCACGACCAUGGCCGCUGGGAACGCCAUGGACAAGCGCGGAUACUUUUCGAAGCGGAAAUUUUCCGUCGACGAUACGGCCACCGGCGUCGGGUCGUCCAGCUCGGGCAGUUCGAACCCCGACGAGCAGUUGUAUUGGAACUGGAUGAACCGCGAAAAGGCUAUUGUGCUGGAUGUGACGUCGCUGGUGAUCCUGCACCUGCUCAAACACGUCCGGUCGUCACACUAUUUCAAGGGCGAACUGCUCGCGCAAGGGCUCGUGGAAGGCGCGUUGCUCCCCGCUGCUACCAAAUUUCUCAACAGAGACACAGCCACGUACGUCCAAGUUCGCGCCGAAGAUGCAUCUCACCAGCGCGUGGAGAUGCACCCCCCCAUGCAAAAGGCCGUCGCAGUGCUGGCGGACGACCCCUCGAUGGAGUACGCCCUCGCGCCCCUGCGCACCGUCACGAGUCUCCUGCGGAUCGUUCAACGACUGACCAAGCGCAAACCGUCGCUGAUCCGAGCCAUGUUGUGCCGCACCCAAUCGUUGGUGUGGCUCAAACGCGUACUCAACCUCCGUGACCCCACGAGUCGACUGUACGCGUUGAAACUGGUGAAAUCCCAGGGCCGGUACUUGGGCCAUCAGUGGAUGCGCAAGUUUACUUGUGUGCAUUUGCUCACGGAAGUGUACUUGCACGUCCGUCCGGAACUCGAAGACGACUGGCUCAAGAACGACGAAGACGAGGCGAGUCCGCUGGCGAAAGCGUCCGAGGCGCUGCUCCAAGGCGAAGUCCAUGCGUUCCAUCACAAGAAUUACUGGUCCAAGCCCCAGCCACCCGCGGCGCCAUCGUCCGGAGGUGUGAGCAUUGCCGUCCAGGGUCUGCUGGAUUUGCAGCAUGAUACCCUCGACGUGGACGGCGGCAGUGCGCGCAAACUUGUGGCCGACCUCAAGUUGGACGCGGCGUUGUGUGGCCAGUAUGAAAAGUGGCUCGAUGCGCGGGGAAUCACUAGUAGUAGUACAACGACUAGCACGUUUGCGGACGACGUCGUCGCGCCUUGGCCGAUUGCAUUUCAUUAACACUCUCGACUAACUACUAACUAACGUUACCUACGAAUCCAA
Molecule: messenger RNA, 2137 nt
Organism: Aphanomyces astaci
Lineage: Eukaryota; Oomycota; Saprolegniomycetes; Saprolegniales; Verrucalvaceae
Exons: 6
Coding region: 8-2095 (695 amino acids)
Biological process (GO): cytoskeleton organization
Cellular component (GO): cytosol
Source: RefSeq, a predicted model, not a curated record